AUGGCGGAUAAGCGCGCUUCUUUCAAAACUCUUAAGGAGUGUUUUCAGUUCCUGGAGUGGUUGAGUAAACAUAGUACUAUGCAAAGCCAGGUGGCCAAAGAACUGGCUGCGCUUCUUAAAAGCUUCUAUCAUAAUGCUGAUCAAAAACAAAUCAUACCAGCAUUGUCCCGAUUCCUUGGUCACGUUUCUACGUUUUAUAAGAAAUUAUGUAAAUCCGCGGGUGGCGUCUACCAUGGUAGCAAAGGCCCUAAAGAUUUAACCGAAGCGCUCCUCGACUGCAUUCCUAAGUUCCUGACCGCGAUGUACCAUUUAUGGUACAAGGUGGAUAAAUGGUUCGAUGCAGUGGGAGGAGGGAAGUGGAAGUAUAAUAUCCCCGGAGUGGAUGGGUGGAGGUGGUGGGUGCUUAGCUACGGUGAUUGGGGGGGUGGGCUGCAGAAAUAUCUCACAUCGUCCGACUCCACGAAAUACGGUGUGAUGCCCGGCGGCUUCGAUGUAAAAGAUCUUAAAGAGGGAUGGAACUACUCUUCUCACGAGGGUUAUUACUAUGCGGAAUAUAUGGCAGAAGACAUUAAAAAGAUUUUGAGGAAAUAUCAUGAUAUGCAUAAUUUCUUCCGUGACGUGUUCGUCACUUCCGUUAUUGCCCCCACCGGCUUGGACCCGGUGAAUACUGCGAACGCUGUUGGAUUGGUGGGCGUGUUUUGCGAGAUUGUGAAUGCAGAAAGGGAGACAGUGAAUGGAGGACAGUUAAUACAAAAAUUAAAUGAAGACUUGAAAAAACAACCAGAAUAUAGAGGCAGACUCAUAGAUUGGGCUCAAUUACGAGACCAUUGUUCUAAGCUUAAAAAAACCCUAAUAGAUAAUCUUUUCGCCCGCAAAGGUUUUAAUCAUACAGGUCGAUCUCCGGAAAUUAAGAACCUCAAUCAGACGGAAUUCGCAAAAAAGACGGCGCAGUGGUUCAGGAGUGAUUUGUUGAAAGUGCGGCAUAAAUUGAGGCAAAGUAAGCGUCUAAACUACGCUUCCAGUGAGGUUCCGCUUAACUUUUUCGCCACCACAUUUCUUUUUCCUCACGGAUUCAUAUUUGGUAAAGGACGAUAUGGGACGCUGGGAGACGAUCGUGAUGCUUUGAAGAAGGACUGGCCUGAUAUCAUUAGAGAACUUGAGAAAGACGGCACCGGCCUGAAAAGGCUAGUAAGAAUUUUGAAAGGCGAGACGUCUCAAACGCAAGGCCCCGGAGGGUCUUCUGUCGCAGAUGAAGAUGAAUCAGAAGACGACGAUUCAGACAAGUCCAGUGUUGCGCCUUCUGGUCCAGGGUCUGAGCCAGCACCUAUGCCUCCACCCGUGCCUUCUAGGCCUUCAUCAUCAGGCACGCCCGGUGCUGGCGGCCAUGCAGGGCGUGGGCAGGGCCGUGGCCGGGGGUUUCGCGGGCGGCGGCGUGGUGGUAGAGGAAGAGGAGGUGGAGGGGGAAGAUACACGAUAGUGAGAGGUGUAAAAAUGGUCCGUAAAGCUGGAAAGGGUCCGGGCCGUUCUUCCGAACCCCAGCCAUCUCCUGGCUCAGGGUCGCCGGGGGAUAGUCAGACUUCAGCUUCGCCAGGUGAGCCAGUGAUUGAUACUAAACAAAAUACCGAUAACCCUGAUGACGAGGUAGAUUUAGAUUUGGAAGAGUUAGAGGAAGAUGAAGAAACGCAAGAGUUUUAUGGUCCAGAGCCCCUACCUCCCAAGGAAGUUGUGCCGGAAAAGAAAGUUCCGGUUGUGCCGCCUAAAAAGCCUGAGGUGCCGCCAGCAAAGGUUCUUGAAGUACCCAAGGAGGUGGUGCCCGAGAGGAAAGUUGCUGUUCCAAAAAAACCCGAGGUGCCGCCUGCCAAAACUGACAGCGCAAGGCCCGUUGCCACCAAAACUGAGGCCACUAAACCUGUGGCCACUAAAGUCGAAGCAACCAAAACUGAGGCUACAAAACCCGUGGUCCCUAAAAGUGAAGGAACUCCCAACCAAGGCAAGAAAUCUGAGGGAGCGCAGAACCAGGGGAAGAAAGCUGAGGGAUCGUCAAGUCAGAAUAAUGGUCAAAGUGAAGGAAGUCCUCCAACUCCAAAAGUUGUAAAGGCUGUUCACACUCAGUCUCCCGGUGCUCCAGGAGGUCAAGGACAGCCAGGACCUAAAAGUCCAGUAUCCACGGUAUCAUCACCGCCUACAGUUCGAACAGUUCAGCAAACUGUUCAGUCUCAGCAGAAUACUAAUAUAACUCCGCCAGUUCCUCCCCCUCCACCGGCUGCUCCCCCCAGUACUCCUGCAGCCCCUAGCUCCGCUGGUCAGCCAGGUGUCGGGGGUCAGGGUUCAGCGGGCGGUGAUGCUCUAGGUUCACAGCCUACUCUCUCCCAAGGCAAGGGACCUGCUCAGCCUCCGAGUGCUUCAGGGUCAGACACUGGGCAAACUAGUGUCCAGGGGACCGAGAAAGUUGGUAGUGGAGGGGCCGAGCAAGACGCUACUCAACUAACAAGUCAACCCUCCGAUCACAAUGCAAGCAGCGGCGUUACUACAUCGGCUGACCCAGUGUCUGGUGGAGGUGAUCAAGAUGACAAGAAGAAAAAACCGUGCGCCGAUGGAUAUACAAUCAUGAGUCUUGGUAUACCGAGCGGUAGAUUCUGUGUCCUAACUGCAGACCUCAAAAGGCAUGACGAAAUUAAUAAGAAGUGGUACGAUAAGAUGAAACAUGCUCAAGAAGCUGCCGAUGCACGCAAAAAGCAGGAGGAAGAAGAAAAGAAGCAGAAAGAAGCGGAAGAACGUCGGAGACAAGAGAAAGCAGAAGAACGCAAACGACAGAAAUCAUUUGAAGCCCAGCACCGGCUUAUCUCGAAUAUCCCCUCCUCUUACCAUCCAUCGCAUUUCCCAACUGAUCCUAGAACCUCCGGCGCCGCUUCUCAACCAGGCGCCUCAGGUGUCGACUCACCGGACCAUGAUUCUGGCAAAAAGACCGGUGCGUCUCUAAACACUGCUCAUGCUCCAGGUAAAGGUCUUCCAGGCCCGGACCCUUCGUCAACUAGCGUGCAUUCUGCCAGUGGUGAUCCGGGUGGUUCAGGCACAAUCGGCGUGUCGCCUUCUGAGCCUCCAGAUGCAGCACUUAGAAAAGAUACCACAAUUUCGCUUCAACCGAGCGCUGCCCUUGAACUCCGUGGAAAUCGUCUUCAUCAAGGGCCAACUCAUCCAUCUGCUGCUCCUCUAUCCCCAGGCUUACCCGCCGCGCAUGAUGUCAAGGAUCAGGUUUCACGAAGCGUUGAUUCUUCUAAUCAACUGAGUGAUAGCUCUGCAGGUCGUGCGCAACAUCCAGGUGUAGGUGUUACGAGUCCCGAUUCUCGGUUAUCUGAUGACACUACUCACUAUGCGGUUCUGAGCAUGACUGAAAAGCUGCCGCCUUCCGAAUCUGGUCCCAACACUGCUAAAGUCUCUCCGGGCGGCAAAGAGACCAACAGUGACAGCGCUAUCACGACGCCCACUGACUCGGCUUCUGCUGAAGAUGUAGGUGGGUCUACAGGUGGGGGUGGGACAAGCAGUGAUGAUAAUUCGGAGAAUGGGGACCAUAAAGAUGAAGCUCAACCAGGUGUUCAACGCUCGACGACCAAUACAGGUGGGACCGACAAUGCGUCAUCCACUCCGCAGUUACCUGCUUCAGUUGAUGAUCUGAGUAGGGCCGGGCUGAAGAAUUCUCUCGCCCAUGACGUAAGACAUCCUCCGAUCAUCCUUACCGCCUCAGGUCCCGACGCAAGCGUUAGUGCUAAGAGGCCUACUGCGAAAGACGCUCUGCCGGAUGACAGCGUAGCUGAUGGAGGGGAGGGGGCGACGGAAGGGGAGCCUGAUAGUAAUUCACAGGACAGUCAUUCUACAGGUGAAAAGCGUGAUUUCUCUUCAAACAUUUUAAGAUCCCCUGGGCUUGUGCUUUCACCUUCAGACCCUCUCUUAACUUUCGGCUCUGGCCGGCGACAAAUUCCAGGUUCAACUUCACCUGGCAAGAGUGGCUCUGCUUCAAACCCUGGUGCCCCUCCCUCCGCUGAAGGUACUCAGGUUUCAACAAUUCCGAAGCCAGACUCUCCAUCAUCUAGUGCCAGUGGCAUCAGCAGAGGAAAUGUAGAUGGUGAUAGUUUGCGUGAGCCUACAAGCCCGCAUGGAAAAGAUCCUGCCAAAGGAGCUGCUACACCCUCUGAUACUGAGAAUAAGGAUUCCCAUUCUCCAACUCGAAAAGACCAUCAUGGCCGAGUGACUUCUGGUGACACUAUAUGGGAACGUGGUCGACCAUUAACUCAUGGUAAAGCGACCGACCCUACGAUGUGGCGUAUUCUUAAUAUGGAACAAGAUCGGGAUCAAGCCGGUGGAUCGGAUGAGAAGGGGGUUAAAGAUUCUCUACUGCCCAUUCCGGCUGCUCCACCUCCUAAUGUAGUCCGGCCAUCUGAUGUUGCUGCUAAUGCUAGGAAUUCUAAUUCUCAAAAUGUGAACGUUCGCGACCCUAUGGAAGUGACCUCUCACCGACGCACGCAUGGCCCUUUUUCCACAGCUCUUUCCCCCAGUUCUCUUAGACCCACUGGUCCCUCUGGUAAACCGAAUAACCACAAUUCCGAUCAACAGGGUGGUGUCAAAAAUGGACCACAAGCCGGUAGAUCAAUAAGUGUUGCACGUAGCCGGUCUACAAGUGUUGGAAGUCACAGCUCACACCCAUCUGGUGAUCAUGGGAUGGGGAACCGUACGUUACCUUCCACUACUAGACAAAGUACACGCGCCCAGCAGUUUGGUAGAAUCGGUAGUCGGCCUGAUGAUUCUGUUCUCCAGUCUAGUGAGGAAGAGGACGAAGUCUCGCCGGGGCCUUCCCCUCCAAGAUCUCUCUCCAGCCCUGCUGGAGGUUCCGUUCUUUCUGGCAAGACAGGUGCCCAAGGUCCGGAUUCGCAUGGAAGUGACUCUACAGGUUUACAGCCUAUCAGUCCUCCUAAAGUUCUGCAAACUCACUCCUCGGAUGAUUCAAGCACAGGCCAUCUGUCAUCUGGCAGCAAAGGUCCCGUAAGUGGUGUGAAACCGGCGGCACACAGGCCUUCCAACACUGCUCAUCAAAUUGACCGAGACAACCAUACCGGUCAAGGACUCGAUAAAUCGGUGUGGGAUAUAUUGGCCCCUACCCAUGAUUACGAUAAAGUCAGUGGAGGGGAUGGGGAGGCAACGGGGGGGAAGGUUCCUGGUGUAAUCUCUCACAUACGUCAACAACAACCUCAAACUGCAGAUCUUGUGAGCCAGGGUGUCAACGGAGACCAAGGUUCGAGUAUGCUCCCCAGUCAACUACCACCAGGUUCCGGUGCUCUGCCAAGUGGCAAGGUUCGACGGCCAACACCUGUCAGCCCUUCAGACUCUACGCAUCUUCCAAUGUCAAGCGUUUUAGGUCCAGGCUCUGUAACAUCUGUUGUCAAUAAAUCCGGUGGUGAUCCAGGGCUGGUUGGCCACCCGGUUGCAGAUCAAAUGCAUGAGCAGGGCCAAUUUCGGAUAUUAAACAACAAGGGUGACGUGACGAAGCAAUGGCAAAACGCGCGGAAUAACAUUAGUACCUUAUCAACUGGAACAUCUGCGGCUGGUGCCAGAGGCCUACCGCAAUCCACGUUUCCCCAAGUCUUCGCAUCUUAUGGUAUUCCAACAGGUUACCGUAUCAAGCUGCAAAAGACUGGACUGAAACCACCAAAAUAUACAAUGAAAGCCAUGCCUUCUACACAUAUCCCGGACAUUACAGCUGGACACAUUCCGAAUCCUAAUCGAAAUUCUCGCAUGCCUCCACCUCCCAUAGGCAUUAGAGUUAGGGAUUUAAAUUCAAGGGAUAGUAUAUUGGACUCUGAUAUUACUCGCCAACACCAAUUUCCUGCAGUAGAAAACAUGCCAGUUCCAAUACCGGGUAUUACUUACUCGCCUCCACCUCAUCCUUCCAUGGACCGUGGCGGAAAUCUAAAGGAUCCCACCACCUGGGGAAAUUCUAGAUAUUACGAGUAUAUAAUUGACGUAAAUGAGGACAUGUGCAAUAAUCCUUGGAAUUACGUUGAUGAAUCUGAUACCCUGUCUGCCCUGCCCCCGCCCCCAAACACCGACCAUCUUCCCCCGCCCACCACUGUCCGGGGAAUGUUGUACUGGCUGCUUGGCCUUGUCGAAUUGGGGUAUAUUGUGAGAAUUAAGGAGCAUGUUAAGGUCAUAGUGGAGGAUAUUAACAAGGAUGCAAGUGGUUCCUCUCCGCCUUCAUCUACCCUCGAUCUAACUAGGGAAGCUCACACGCUGGACGCUUCCCAUGUCUCCCAGGCCCUGAUAGAGACGUGCCUAUACGCGGCCAACGUCAUCUACGAAAUCAAACAUUACAAUGACUACAAUGCUCUUACAAGUUUGAAGUUCGACUCACAAUAUAGUCAGCUUUAUUAUUCCUCCGACUCCGGUUGCCUGGUCUGCCAGCUGAAAGAUUACGUCUACGCCUGCCACCACCAGUUGACUCUGUUGAAGUCGCAAUGUUCUCGGAAUGAAUCCGAAGGUGGGUGGCAGGAAUGUCAGUACGGCCACAAGGUCCACGAUUCCCCUCUCCAGGACUUCCUGACUGACGCCCCCACCUCCAAGUUCGAGACUCACCCCUUCGACCCGUACAAUCUGUGUCUCAAGAGCCAUGUCAAGAUGGGGUUCGGCGACAAGGAAUUGCCUGAGAAAUCACAACCGGGAAGUACCCUUUACGGUAUCCUGUCUCCAAUCUGCGGCGUCGAAGACCCCCUUCUGAAAUUGUCCUCUUACCUCAACUGCAUCACCAAGCGGACGCCGCGCACCACCGGGGAGCUUGUGUCUUUCUUCCACAAUUUCGGGAAUUCACUGCACGACAAAUCUUCAAGGUGGUCUAUGCUUGGUAUUUCACUGGCCAAACAGCAUGACAACUGCCCCGAGUGGGACCAUCUUGCUGCCGCCAAACUCCAAGCCAUCGAGGACGCCCGGGGUUCCGCCCCUUCCAGCUCCAACCACCAAGACCAAGAUCAUGCCAACACCCUGUCCGCACUAAUUGGGUGCGGCAUCGAUAACUCCAAGUGCCCACGACUCAUGAAACCUAUCACCUACGGAGCCUAUGCCCUCUACUCUCCGAUCUUCGUCCACGACUACCUCGGCUGGACGGUCUACCUGGCAGACAGACUGUGGGAGUCAUUGCUCAGGCUUCACUAUGAUCUCAAGAUCCUUCAGUGCCACGACUCCAAGUCCAAGUCCCUCCACCAGUGUGAGAAGGCCCUGCUCCUCCUCUACUCUCACGGGUUCACGCCGCCAGACGGGACACUGCAGUCCUCACUCAACUGUUCUAAGAUCAUCGCCAAGCUGAAGGAAUUGGUCGCCGGAAAGCCUAUCGCAACGCUUAUGACCUGCAUGGACAAUUUCCUGUACAAGAUCAGGAAGCCCUUCCUCUACACUCUAUUCACAGUGUGGUCAAUCGCAAUGCUUUUCUUCGCCCACACUAUGCUCUACCGCCUGGAUGUCCUGGCCUCACACCUCAUCGACGUCAAGGCGCUGCUCGCCGGAAGCCGCAGGAUGCUCUCGCUCUACCGUGAUAUCGACUACUUCGACGACGAUGCUGUUGCCCAACUUAUCGUGUCACAGUAA
Messenger RNA from Babesia ovata, 7623 nucleotides. RefSeq names its product ribosome binding protein. Lineage: Eukaryota; Apicomplexa; Aconoidasida; Piroplasmida; Babesiidae. The coding region runs from base 1 to 7623 and encodes 2540 amino acids. The transcript has 2 exons. The record is from RefSeq and is a predicted model, not a curated record.